Molecule: messenger RNA, 1026 nt
Organism: Eruca vesicaria subsp. sativa (arugula)
Lineage: Eukaryota; Viridiplantae; Streptophyta; Magnoliopsida; Brassicales; Brassicaceae
Source: the annotation of a GenBank genome assembly
AUGUCAGUCAACCAUUACUCCACGGACCACCACCACCACAACACUCUCUUGUGGCAGCAUCUCCACACCACCGACGCAUCGGAUACAACCACUGCCGCCACGUGGCUCAACGAAGACCAGAAAGAGUCUCUCUUCGAGAAAACUCUCACACCAAGCGACGUAGGCAAACUCAACCGCCUCGUCAUACCAAAGCAACACGCAGAGAAAUACUUCCCUCUCAACGCCAUCUCCAAUAAUGCUGACGUGUCCACCGAGAAAGGGAUGCUUCUAAGCUUCGAAGACGAGUCAGGGAAGUGCUGGAGGUUCAGAUACUCUUACUGGAACAGUAGCCAAAGCUACGUGUUGACUAAAGGAUGGAGCAGAUUCGUUAAAGACAAACAGCUAGACCCAGGCGACGUCGUUUUCUUUCAACGACAACGUUCUGAUCUCCGGAGACUCUUCAUUGGCUGGCGUAGACGUGGCCAAGGCUCCUCCUCCACCGCAGCCGCCAAUCCGACGUCGUAUUCUAGUUCCAUGGCAGCUGCUCCUCCGUAUCUCCAAAUCCAUGCCUCUAGUAACUACUCUAAUCCUCCUUCUCACUCGGAGUAUUCUCACUACGGCGCCGCCGUAGCAACAGCGUCGGGGACUCACUCCAUACCAACGUCUUCAGUCGCCGGGAGCUCAAGGACGGUGAGGCUUUUCGGUGUGAAUUUGGAGUGUCAGAUGGAUGAAGACGACGGAGAUGAUUCCGUUGCUACCCCGACAGCCACCGAGUGUCCUGAUGGUUAUUACGGCCAGAACAUGUACUAUUAUUACACCCCUCAUCCUCAUAACAUGAAUAUAGCUUUCACGGAGGAUACGAUGAAGCAGCUUGGAGAUAGACGAGGAUGAAAGAUCCAAAGAAGUAACAAACAAUUUGGAAUUGACUUAAAGCUUUUAUGGGACCAGACUUUGCGCAUUCUCUAUAGCCACAGAGGCCCAUUUUCUGGAAAAUAUGUAUUCAAAUUUUAAUAAAAAUAUCUCAUUGGCUUCCGUACCGUAUGUAAC